Suillus fuscotomentosus is the source of this 1662-nucleotide messenger RNA. RefSeq names its product vacuolar DHA amino acid exporter. Gene Ontology annotation, biological process: transmembrane transport. The coding region runs from base 1 to 1569 and encodes 522 amino acids. The transcript has 10 exons. Lineage: Eukaryota; Fungi; Basidiomycota; Agaricomycetes; Boletales; Suillaceae. The record is from RefSeq and is a predicted model, not a curated record. Gene Ontology annotation, molecular function: transmembrane transporter activity.
AUGGCUAGUCCAACCGCCGCGUCCGAACCCAAAAUACCAUACCAAGAAACAAGUACUGCUAUUGACAUAGAACAUGUUCCAGUUACCGACGACCCCCGUCAGUGGAGUCUUGCUAGAAAGACGACAACCUUGUGCAUUGUGUCGCUGGCUACAAUGGUGUCUACGAUAGCUUCUAACAUUCAAAACCCGUCGAACUCUCUGAUAGAGGAGGCUCUGCAUGCAACAAGCAAUCAGAUUAGCUGGACAUUAGCGGCGUUCCCAAUCGUACAAGGGAACCUUCCUCUAUUAUGGAGUGCCGCAAGCGAAAUCAAAGGCCGUAAGCCUGUCUAUUUGGUGUCAUCCGCCUUGUUUGUGGUAGGAAGUGCUGUCUUGGCAUUUUCAAAGACUAUUGAAGUGAUGAUCGUUAUGCGAACACUUCAAGCUGCAGGAUCAAGCGCUGCCAUUUCUAUUUCAGCUGCGACUCUAGCUGAUAUCUACGACACUCACGAGCGAGGGACUAGGAUGGGCAUCUUCUAUGCCGCACCUCUCUUAGGACCUGCCCUAGGCCCUAUACUCGGCGGGUCGUUGUCACAGGUCUUCAACUGGCGCGCGAGUUUCUACUUCUUGUUAAUUUGUGGAGUAGUCACCUUCUUGUCCUUCCUCAUCCUGUUCAAGGACACAUUUAGACAUGAGCGAAGUCUCAUGUAUCGCUCUGCUUUCCAACGUCUAGCUGCCUCCAAAGAACCCGUCCAGAGUUCAAACGAAUCUAUCAGCACCACGCAAGACUCCAGCAUACCUGUCAGGGACAUCGAAAAACAGCCUCAGCCUCAAUACGCUCCAGACGCGACCCCAGUGCUGAUUCCUACUCCAGGGCUGGAGAAUUUGAGAUUAUCAAUACAUGAUAUCAACCCCUUUCCACCAUACUUUCGAAUAUUGUCGCGAAAGAACAACGUUUUCAUUCUCAUCGCUAAUGGCCUCAUCUACGGAUUCAGCUAUUGCCUUUCAUACACGUGUGCCCGCACUCUUGCCAAUAAAUAUGGUUACCAUGCGUUCGACACUGGCUUUGUCUUGCUUUGCCUGGGCAUAGGAAGUAUCGCUGGGAGUGUGAUUGGUGGCCAUUGGUCCGACCGGGUGCUUGCGAGAAAGAAAGCAGCGAGCGGAGGAAAGUGGUCCGCAGAAAUGCGCCUAGAAAGUUCGAAACUAGCGAUGCUGUGGUUACCUCCGUCCGUUGUCGGUUAUGCCUGGGUGUGCGAAAAGCACGUCAAUGUCGCCGUCAUUUGCAUCAUGCUAGUUCUUAUUGGAUUCACCUCCAUAUGGAUGUAUAGCAGUACGUUAGCAUACCUCGUUGACGCUAACCCAGGUCGCUCGAGCACAGCGGUUGCCACAAACAGCUCGUUCCGAGGAUUUCUUGCUUUUCUUUCGAUUAUGACCGCCGUACCGCUUCAAGAUGCUUUAGGAGAUGGGGGAUUAUAUACGGCGUGGGCUGGUAUCUUGGUUGUGAUGGAGUUGAUGGUUAUGUUGGUGCUACACAAGGGAGAAUUGUGGCGUAGGGAAAGUGAGGAGCGUGAGCGUGAAAUACUACGUGAAUAAAUCAUCACGAUCAGAUUUACUAGAAAGAUGUGCUGACAUUAGAGGCUGAAUUGACACUAUGUUAUAUACAUUGUCAGGGGGUGAUUACAUUUU